AUGGCCAUGACGCCCCACCGCCCCUUCCUGACAGAAGACGACGAGGUGGACGCGUUCAUCGACGCGAAUGAUAGGCCGGCGUCGACGGGUAACGCACGCCGCAACCUCUUUGCGGCGUUCAUGGCAUUCGGCUUACUGAACAAUGUGCUAUACGUGGUUAUCCUCAGUGCCGCGCUUGACCUGGUGCCAGCCACGACGCCGAAGGGCAUCGUCGCGUUCUUCAACAUCUUCCCUGCGCUUAUCGCCAAGGUCUGCUGGCCACUAAUCUCGACUGGCGAGAUCCGAUACCGACGCCGAGUCGGCUUCUGCACGGCAAUCAGCUUCAGCGGGAUCCUGAUCGUGGCCCUCUCACCGGGCGUCAGUGGGAGGCUCUUUGGGAUCGCUCUCGCAUCUUUCUCGAGUGGACUUGGCGAACUCACGUUCCUCCAGCUCACCACCACUCUGCCGACCCGACAGGCGUCAAAGACCGCCGUCGGCGCGUGGUCGUCCGGCACAGGCUUUGCUGGCGUAGCUGGCGCCGCACUGUGGUGGCUCCUCCGCGGCCUUGGCGUGCGGGGUGGACUGGGUAUCUCCUCCGUCCUCCCGCUCUUCUUCCCACUCACGUACAAGUUUGUCCUCCCGUCGUGGGGCGAGCUCGGCUCCGCACCGGCGUACCACCCUCUCCCGACUGACGAAGAUGAAGAAGGAAGGCCUGGGGAGAGGCCACCGCCCGGCGCGUUUGGGCAGUACGUGCCCAAGGUAUAUCUCUCGCCUGCGGACAAGUGGGAGCUCUUCAAGCCCCUCGUACUGCGGUACAUGCUCCCGCUCUGCUUCGUCUACAUCGAGGAAUACGUUAUCAACUCUGGAGUCGCGCCGACGCUCGUCUUUCCGUUGCCAACGCAUGGGCCGUGGUCCCUUCUCUUCAUGAGUCCGCGAGACUACUACCCAUUCUGGAGUCUUACCUACCAGAGCUUUGUGUUCAUCUCGCGUUCGAGCCUAAGUCUCGGGAUCCCGCCCAUCCCACGGCCUCUCCUCCCCAUUCCUACCAUCAUCCAGUUCUUCGUUCUAGUCCUCCUCACGCUCCAGUCGCGGUCAUUCAUUUUUUCCGCGCCCGAGUACACGCCGCCAGCGCCAGAGCCGUCGACCGGCGUCGACCGCUCGAUCACCGCCGUGUUCCUCCUCACGUGUCUCGAGGGGCUGUGUGGCGGCGCAGCGUACGUCAACACCUUUUACCACGUUGGCCACGAGGGGGGAGACGACGAGGACGGCGACGGCUCCUCCCCUGAAGAGGUACGACGGAAGAUGGAGAAGGAGUUCCGUAUUGGUGCGACUGGCGCGGCCGACUCGACCGGCAUCCUCUUCGCGUCCCUCCUUUCCAUGCCGCUCGAGAUUGCGCUGUGUAACGCCCAGGUCGCACAAGGGCGCGACACGUGCCGCAAGCUCUAG
This is a messenger RNA of Cutaneotrichosporon cavernicola, 1425 nucleotides long. RefSeq lists its product as uncharacterized. Gene Ontology annotation, biological process: regulation of intracellular pH. The transcript is spliced from 5 exons. Lineage: Eukaryota; Fungi; Basidiomycota; Tremellomycetes; Trichosporonales; Trichosporonaceae. The record is from RefSeq and is a predicted model, not a curated record. Gene Ontology annotation, cellular component: vacuole; membrane. Bases 1 to 1425 code for a protein of 474 amino acids.